GUUGAAAAAACCCUGCAUAUAAACUUCCAUUUCUCAAUCCUCUUCACGUUCAGCUAUGCAGAUAUUCGUGAAAACCCUAACAGGGAAGACAAUUACUCUCGAAGUCGAGAGUAGUGACACCAUCGACAAUGUCAAAGCCAAGAUUCAAGACAAAGAAGGUAUCCCACCGGAUCAGCAGCGUUUGAUUUUUGCUGGAAAACAGCUUGAAGAUGGAAGAACCCUAGCUGAUUACAACAUUCAAAAGGAGUCUACAUUGCAUCUUGUGCUCAGGCUUCGUGGUGGUAUUAUCGAGCCUUCUUUGAUGGCUUUGGCUAGGAAAUACAAUCAGGACAAAACCAUCUGCCGCAAAUGCUAUGCUCGUCUGCAUCCAAGGGCUGUGAACUGCAGGAAAAAGAAGUGUGGUCACAGUAAUCAGUUGAGGCCAAAGAAGAAGAUUAAGUAGAUUAUGGCUCUGAUGUUGUUCUUUUCAUGUGGUGUGGUGAGCUGGUGACCAAUUGUUGAUCAAGACAGUUGAGAUCAUGUGUUUAGUAUGGUGUUAAACAAUGUUUGAAUGCUUUUGGUUUUGUUUAUGUGUCAUUCAACUAUAUACUUUUAUGUUUUGAUCUAUUUCAUGUUCUAGUCUUUAGUUUUUGAGGAUUCAUGACUUAUAGCAACAAUUUAUGUUAAAAGUUUGUUUUAACUACAUUUUAAUUUUCAUGUUGUUUUGA
Medicago truncatula (barrel medic) is the source of this 707-nucleotide messenger RNA. RefSeq names its product ubiquitin-60S ribosomal protein L40. Gene Ontology annotation, biological process: translation. The record is from RefSeq and is a predicted model, not a curated record. The coding region runs from base 56 to 442 and encodes 128 amino acids. Gene Ontology annotation, cellular component: ribosome. Gene Ontology annotation, molecular function: protein binding; structural constituent of ribosome. NCBI's taxonomy places the organism in Eukaryota, Viridiplantae, Streptophyta, Magnoliopsida, Fabales, Fabaceae. The transcript has 5 exons.